AUCUGAAAGCAAAGGCUACGAGAAACUGGAUAUUCUUUCAGAAAUCUUUGAAAAAACAGUCUAACAAAGACAACCCUUUGAUUGAUCUUUUGGGUUAAUGUGCGUGUUUUUGCGCGCACACGAAACGAACCUGAGCCUAAAGCAUACUCCUCCUCCCUCCUCCUCCCUCCGUUUUCUCUCCUCCUCUCCCUCCCCCCCGGUCCUCUAUGCUCAGUUCGGUCUGUGUAUCCUCUUUCAAAGGGCGCAAGGGUGGGAAUAAGUCGUCCAACAAAGCAUGUUACAGCGCAGACAUGACUUGUCCGUCGGAAAGCGAGAAGAUCGUGAUAAACUGCGGGGGGGUGCGGCAUGAAACAUACCGAAGCACCCUAAAAACGUUACCCGGUACCCGUUUAUCUUGGCUUACCGAGCCGGACGCAUUCAGCAACUUCGAUUACGACCCCAAAUCCGACGAGUUCUUCUUCGAUCGCCACCCGUCUGUCUUUUCAUUCAUCCUGAACUAUUACCGCACGGGGAAGUUGCACUGUCCGAAUGAUGUGUGCGGUCCGCUGUUCGAAGAGGAGCUGGCAUUCUGGGGCAUCGAUGAGACGGACGUGGAGGCUUGUUGCUGGAUGAAUUAUCGGCAGCACAGGGAUGCGGAGGAGGCGUUGGACAGCUUUGAAAAUCCUGAACCGGACGCGCCAGAGGACGACCCCGCGCUAACUGGCGGCGCGGAUGGGGACCUGAAAAGACUGUGCAUGCAGGAGGACGCGAGGAAAGCGGGUUGGUGGAAAACCUGGCAGCCCAGGAUAUGGGCCCUUUUUGAGGACCCCUAUUCCUCCAAAUAUGCUCGGUAUGUGGCGUUUGGUUCACUCCUCUUCAUCCUGAUCUCCAUCUCUACCUUCUGUAUGGAGACACAUGAGGCCUUCAACACCAUCUACAACAAGACGGAGAACGUGACGGUGGGGAACGUGACGCGCGAGGAGAUUGUCUACGAGGUGGUGACCGACAGUUGGCUGACGUACGUGGAGGGCAUGUGCGUUAUCUGGUUCACCAUCGAGGUGAUGAUGCGCGUCAUCUUCUGCCCGGACAAGGCCGAGUUCUUCAAGAGCACCCUCAACAUCAUUGACUUCAUCGCCAUCCUGCCUUUCUACCUGGAGGUGGGGCUGAGUGGCCUGUCUUCCAAGGCUGCCAAGGACGUCCUGGGGUUCCUGCGUGUGGUCCGUUUCGUGCGCAUCCUCCGAAUCUUCAAGCUGACCCGCCACUUUGUGGGUCUCCGAGUCCUGGGCCACACCCUGCGCGCCAGCACCAACGAGUUCCUCCUCCUCAUCAUCUUCCUUGCCCUGGGCGUGCUCAUCUUCGCCACGAUGAUCUACUACGCCGAGCGCAUCGGCGCUUCUCCCGAUGACCCGACUGCCAGCGCCCACACCAACUUCAAGAACAUUCCUAUUGGCUUCUGGUGGGCUGUGGUCACCAUGACCACCCUGGGGUACGGGGACAUGUACCCGGAGACGUGGUCCGGCAUGCUGGUGGGCGCGCUGUGCGCCCUGGCGGGCGUGCUGACCAUUGCCAUGCCCGUGCCCGUCAUCGUCAACAACUUCGGUAUGUACUAUUCCCUGGCCAUGGCCAAGCAGAAGCUGCCCAAGAAGAAGAACAAGCACAUUCCUCGGGCCCCUCAGCCCGGCUCGCCCAACUACUGCAAGCCUGACGCCCUGGCUAUGGCCACUGCCUCUCCUCAAAGGAUCCUGGGAAACGUAGUUGGUGGGGUGAUGGGGCCUGGAGGCCUUGCAGGGGACUGCCCUCUGGCUCAGGAGGAGAUCAUAGAGAUAAACAGAGAUUCCAAGCAGAAUGGCGACGCGGCAUCCGCCGCCCUGGCUAACGAGGACUGCCCCACCAUCGACCAGGUGUUGAGCCCAGACGAGAGGAGCCCGGCCGGGCGUGGAGGCAUCACCCGGGAACGCUACCAGCAGGACCGCGCCUGCUUCCUGCUCAACACCAGGGAAUUCCGUGCCACAGAUGGGAAUGUGCGGAAAGAGGCCGCAGCUCUGGCAGCCAGCCCUGACUCCCCCUUGACUGAGGAUUGGUAUAAGCUGGAAGGGUCUCUGUUACAGCAGGACCUCAAUGCAAACUCCACCUCCUCCUGGAUCAAACCAUAA
Hypomesus transpacificus is the source of this 2132-nucleotide messenger RNA. It is a transcript of the gene kcnc3b, whose product is annotated as potassium voltage-gated channel, Shaw-related subfamily, member 3b. Gene Ontology annotation, biological process: potassium ion transmembrane transport; protein homooligomerization. Lineage: Eukaryota; Metazoa; Chordata; Actinopteri; Osmeriformes; Osmeridae. The record is from RefSeq and is a predicted model, not a curated record. Gene Ontology annotation, cellular component: voltage-gated potassium channel complex; dendrite membrane; neuronal cell body membrane. The coding region runs from base 207 to 2132 and encodes 641 amino acids. Gene Ontology annotation, molecular function: delayed rectifier potassium channel activity; protein binding. The transcript is spliced from 5 exons.